This is a messenger RNA of Juglans regia (Persian walnut), 1170 nucleotides long. RefSeq lists its product as uncharacterized. The coding region runs from base 1 to 1170 and encodes 389 amino acids. The record is from RefSeq and is a predicted model, not a curated record. Gene Ontology annotation, molecular function: protein binding. The transcript has 2 exons. Lineage: Eukaryota; Viridiplantae; Streptophyta; Magnoliopsida; Fagales; Juglandaceae.
AUGGAUACUACUUGGGAAAAGAGUUUUAUAGUAGAAGACAAGACGCUUUUCUUGGGGAGUGUGGAUAGUUUGGAUGAUGUUUUUAUUGACGUUGAAGGAGGAAAAUCAAGCACCAGCAGUACUAGUACUACAGCUGCUGUUGGAGAAGGUAAAUCAUCAGGAUCUGGCCGAUCAGAACAGGAACCUUACACCCCAUUGCUGAUUGCAGCCACUGACGGAAUAGUUGAAAUAGUGGACGAGAUACUACAGCAGCAUCCUCAGGCAAUUGAGCACUUGAGUAAGGAUGAGGAAAACAUAUUGCACGUGGCUAUUAGCCACCGUCAAUUAGAAGUCUUUCGGUAUCUAAAGAAGAUGGACGUAAUUCUGAGAUGUAGGUUGGUCUCGAGGCUCAAUGUGCGAGGCUACACCAUAUUGCAUCAGGUCGCCGACAUUAAAAACAGUCGUGAAGGAAACGAAACUGCUGUUGGCCCUGCAUUCGAAUUGCGGGAGGAGUUGAAAUGGUUCGAGCAUGUGCAAAAGAUUAUGCCACCCCAUUAUACCUUGCACCGCGACAAUGACGGUCGGACUGCAAGCGAGCUCUUCAGAGAGCAACACGCUCCGCUUCUCAAGGAAGCAAAAAAGUGGCUUAAGGAUACCACUGGAUCGUGCUCUACCGUCGCCAUCCUCGUCGCCGGUGUUGUUUUCGCAGCUGCCUACUCCGUUCCAGGAGGUACCAACGAAUCCGGCAUCCCGAGAUCCAUUCACCCUCCCAUCUAUAUGGUCUUCACCAUCACGGAUAUUAUCGCCCUUGUGAGCUCCUUAACUUCCGUCGUCUUGUUCCUCAUGAUCACUUCAUCUCCGCUUGAACAAGAAUAUUUCCACAAUAAUAUCCCCCGGAAGCUGAUGAUCGGCUUCAGCUUUCUCUUCUUCUCCAUGAUACUGGCAAUGAUUUCCUUCUCUGCGAGUCUUCUUCUCAUACUUCGUUUUGAUCAGAAGAGAUCUUGGACUCUGACUUUGAUUUAUGCUGUUGCACUCCUUCCUGUUUGCCUUUUUGGGAUUUUUCAGUUUCCCUUGUACGCUACGGUCACUAGAACUUUGCACCACCUUCACAAGACAAUAACGAAGAAGGUUCUUCCCCAGGCAUUCCUUCCUCGUAAAUCCCUCAAGAAAGGCAAGCGAAAGUCCUAUUGA